AUGGAUCAAAAUUCUUUUUAUAUUAGAUGUUAACGUAAGCAUUUCUUUAAAGAUAAACAAUAUCAUCUUUUAAUUUAAGAUGAUCGCAUAUAAAUAUCAGAAGUAAGAAAACAUUCACACUAAAAGAGUCAGUAAACUUUCAAUAAUCUAAGUACCUCCAUGAUUUAACAUUCUAAAAUUUAGUUUUUUGGAAAACUGAAUCUAACUAACUGAUUGCAUUUGGAAUUAAAUAUAAUAAAGAACUCAAAUGGUUUCACGCUGAUAAAGCCGACCUAGAAGCUUUGUAUAGAAAAUUACAUGCUCUUAUAUUCUUUGGGAAUAUAUCAGCAAUAUAUGAGAGUAAAGAAUUACUUGGCUCUGGUGCAUCAAGUAAAGUAUAUAAGGUUGUAAAUAAAAUAACACAUUAUGAAUUCGCUUCAAAAUGCAUUAGAAAAGAUUAUAUUUUUAAAAGAGAUGAUAAAGAAAGAUAUGUAUGAAAUUAAAAUAAAAAAGAAUCGUUUGCUCCAAGAAAUUGAGUUAAUGAGAUUAGUCGAGCAUGAUUCAAUUGUAAAAAUGGUUGAUCUUUAUGAAGGAGAAAAGUCUUAUUAUAUUAUAAUGGAAUUGCUAAAAGGUGAAACAUUAAACUCAUUCACAAAAAAGUCAUAAUUGAACAUUUUUUAAAUAAAGGCUAUAAUGAGUGUAUUAAAAUUAUAAAUCAAUUAGAGAUGCUUGAAAGCAUUAUGUUAUUUAAAUCUACUAAAUAUUAUACAUAGAGAUUUAAAAUUAGAAAAUUUAGUACUUUUAGAACCUAAUAAAGUAGAAACAGUGAAAAUUAUAGAUUUUGGAUUGGCUAUCCCUUUAUCAACACCUCAUCGUUAAUUAUGUGGAACUCCUGGUUAUAUUGCUCCAGAAAUGUUUAUAGAUAAAUAUCCAUAUACUACUAAAGUUGAUAUGUUUAGUUUAGGUGCAAUAUUUUAUAAGCUUUUAAGUAGAAAAUCAUUAUUUAGUGGAAAUAAUAGCGAUGAAAUCCUUGAAAAUAAUAAAAAAUUUAAGUGUAAUAAUUAUUUCAAGAGUUGUUCCAAUGAAAUUUUGGAUUUGUUAAAAUAAAUGUUAUAAAAAGAUCCAAUUAAAAGAAUUUCUCCAGAAUAAGCCCUUUUACAUCCAUUUUUCGAAGAAUCCAUUUAAGGUAUAUCUAUAAUAAUGUAACUAUAUAUUUAGGAGACUUAGGUAUUGCAGAUGAAAGUCCCCACGAAAUAGUUAGAACAUUUCCACAUAUCAAACCUAUGUAGAUAACUAAUUCUAAUGACAAUAUUGGUGAUAUAAAGAUAUAAGUUAUUAGAGGUAGUCAACAAAGUUUUGAAUAAAGUUUAGGAUCAAAUUACUUCCCUUCUUUUGAUGAUAUUAAUAAAAAAUCAAGAAAUGGCAGUGAUCACAUUAUUGAAUGA
Paramecium sonneborni is the source of this 1424-nucleotide messenger RNA. The record is from the annotation of a GenBank genome assembly. NCBI's taxonomy places the organism in Eukaryota, Ciliophora, Oligohymenophorea, Peniculida, Parameciidae.